Messenger RNA from Mesorhabditis belari, 417 nucleotides. The record is from the annotation of a GenBank genome assembly. NCBI's taxonomy places the organism in Eukaryota, Metazoa, Nematoda, Chromadorea, Rhabditida, Rhabditidae.
AUGUUCUUUUUCCAGUUGAUUGAAUUCUUGCCGAAACGAGUGAUCUUGUUCUGCUUCUUGCCCUAUAUGUUUCCCCGGAAAGCCCGUGCUCGUGUGAUUUGGUUCUACAACUUGUGUUUGAAACAUCGUUUGACUGCUCGUGAAGAGGCUCGACGACGCAUUGCUUUCUUCGUCAAAUGGCGAAAAGAACGAAAAGGAGAGAAAGAUGAGGACGAUGAUGAUGAUUUGUGCCUCGGUUUCGCUAAAAACUCAUUGAUACGCCGCGUGAUCGUCGACAAUUUGUACAGGCCAUUUGAGUGUUUCUUAUGUCAAACAUAUCUUCGCGCGUGGCAAACACACAAAUGUGAACAAUGCCCUGCCACAUAUUGCAAAUUGUGUUGGAAAGAGCUGACGGAGAAAUGCUACGCUUGUCAGCCA